Messenger RNA from Caenorhabditis elegans, 463 nucleotides. NCBI's taxonomy places the organism in Eukaryota, Metazoa, Nematoda, Chromadorea, Rhabditida, Rhabditidae. The record is from the annotation of a RefSeq genome assembly.
AUGAUGAAGAGAUGUACAGAGAAUAUUGAUGGUCUCAAUAAUCUUCCAAUUCUGAUCCGCGAUGUUCUCGAUCUGGACGAUCAGUUUGUUCGACAAGGACGGCGAUGGCACAAUCACCACCAAGGGAUUGGGAACUGUUAUGCGUUCUUUGGGACAAAAUCCGACUGAAGCCUAGCUUCAGGACAUGAUCAACGAAGUGGACGCUGACGGAAACGGAACCAUCGACUUCCCAGAGUUCUUGACGGUGAUGGCCCGCAAGAUGAAGGGCACGGACAGUGAAGAGGAGAUUCGUGAGGCGUUCCGAGUUUUCGACAAGGACGGAAAUGGCUUCAUCUCUGCCGCUGAGCUGCGCCACGUCAUGACCAACUUGGGAGAAAAGCUGACGGACGAAGAGGUCGACGAGAUGAUCCGUGAAGCCGAUAUCGACGGAGAUGGACAAAUUAUGAGGAGUUCGUCACCAUGA